CUUGUUUUCAAGAGCAGGAAAGAAUCCUGGCGAACUACAGAACCAAAAGCAGACUUUCUUUUAUGCAUGUAGGUCGUGUGCGGAGUACUUUAUUAUUUAGGUUUAUCUACUUUAUUCUUUUCCAUUGACCUCUGUCACAUGCGCAUCUCGAUCUGCUGAGCUUUUUGUGUCGCACAGCACAAUUUGAAUUUUUGAAUUUGGUGGUCCACGUCGUUCGUCGGUAAAAGAAGAUGUGUCUCUAUUGACGCAUGCUGAUAGUUACCGUCGAAGAAAAGAUGUCAUUCUUCAUCGCCUGUUGUCGCCAGUAUUAUACAUUCGUGAAGAAACAGUUUUGAAAGUUCUUCUUCUAACCGUCCGCCUUCCACCGUUUGUCGUUUUGCGUGUUUGAUCUUUGGGCUCGGCACGACCCGGUGGUCCCGUCUGUUCCAUCCGUCGCGGUGGUCACCGAAAUAAACCCUUUGAAAACCGACGUCGCAGGAGGUGGAGGGCAGGAGGUGGAGGCCUUUGUGUGAUCCACAGUAUGGCCUGGAAACUGAACCGUCCGCGCAUCCCCUCGGACGAUAGCAACAAUAAUUUUGAGGUGGAUGGCACCGCACUACAUCAUCAGUCACCAGAACAGCGACACCAGAGCACGGGCAAUCAUCUACAACCAGUAACGCGACAGCCGUCUUAUGAACUGCAAAAGUAUCGUAUUCGUAGUAUUGCAACACAAAUUACCCCAGCAUGACAAACGGAAUCAUGCUGAUUUAGCUUGAAAAUGAAAUUUGUCUUGCAUGACUGUGAUUACUACGAGUACGAUACUUUUGCACCGGAUACGUCUAUCGCCAGCACGAUGUACGCGUCCGGCUCAGGCGGCAACCUAUCCAGGAAAAUAAAACACCCAUCAACAUCCAAUUUGUCAUGCAAAACACGUAUGAAAUCCCGUGUUUGUCAUGCGAAAAAAGGAUGGGAAUGGGUUUUUUUACUUUUUCUGUGGAUAAAACCCGCCGACGUCCUCCACCUCCCUCGGAGGUUCGUCCCCGGCCCCUUCCACGCCCGAGCAAUCCUUCAUCCCCGGCUUCGGCGAGAUGAGCGCCCAGUUUCACUCCGCGCUCGCGGCAGAGCGGCAACGGAUGCUGAUGAAGGGCAUCGGGCCGGGUGGGCCAACUACAACAUCUUCCUCCAGCACGAGUCCCUACAGAGUAGGGGGUUCAUCUUCGCGCGGUACUAGAUACGCGGGCGCGUCACUGCACUGUAGGUACUGUGGGCUGCCGCACACGGGAGAUUUUCCGGUGACUCUGAACGGGAAUCCUGUCGUGAUCGACCAGAAUCUGGACCCCGUGGUCACCUGCUGCCCUAACGCGAGAUGUACAGUACAUCAUGUACAACUUCAACUUCUAUUGGAUAAAAAUAAAUUAGUACGAAGCUCUGCUCGUGUUGAUGAAGACGAAAACUCGGACGAGGCGUUUAUUUUCAUACUGUUGCUGCUACAGCUUUUGUUUCGCAAAGCGCAAGUUUCUUGCUGCAUAAGCAGCACGCAUUCCAUACAUAUGAUGGCAACAUGAAAAAAAAAAUGAAGGUAAGAAACCGCUACCCAAGUGCAUGAUUUGCCAGCUUCCACUAUCCACAGUAAAUUUCCUGUACACGUACAAAUGCAGUCCCUGCAUGACAAAACUUGCCUUCAAUCCUAGUGUAGCAUGACAAGUUGGACACUGCAAGUUAGCGAAAUUUGUCAUGCAUUUUGUACAUGUACAGGAAAUUUACAUUGCAUAUCCACUUAAGUGCGCGGUGAAGAAGAACGAGAACCUGAUUCCGCUGGGCGACUACACCGUGUUCUGCAUGACGUGUCACCACGGAGGACACCUGAAAUGCGUGCAAGCCUGGAAGGAGCAGGAGCUGAAGCGAAUAGCGCGGGAGGAAUUGGACGACGUGUUUGGGCAUUUGGUGGACUUGCCUCUGGCAGAAUUGCAGGAAAGGGUAAGGGAGAAGGAGAGGCAGGAACAAAGUGAUGCACAAGCUGCAGCAGCAGCAGCAGAAGCUGCAGCUGCGUCCUCGUCAGCUUCCGCACCUCCUCCUUCCGCAUCUACUUCCCCAGAAGAGAACGCGAAGAACACCGAAGCAGGGAACAAGGACCCCGGAGAUGAUGAUGCAGAUCAUGAUCCGAUUUGUCGGCCCGCUGGCGGUAUGCAUUGCAAAAGUAUCGUAUGCAUUGCAAAUUUCCUCAACAUGAGAAAUAAAAUUUGUAAUGUGGAUGUACGAUAAGAAAAAGAUUUGUAAUGCUGCAAGACUUGCAUUUAUACGAGUACGAUACUUCUGCAGUUCAUAGGCGGUCCCGUUCGCUCCGCUUCGAAACAGCCACUACCCCGUAUGAAAGUGCACAACUCCCCCUCCCCCUCGUUUGUUUUGCAAAAUUCCAAAUCCACGCUUUGCCUGUUAGCACUGUUUGCAUGACAGAUUCCGAAAUCCAAAACAGCACUACAAUCCUCUAGGAAUUUGUCAUGCUGAAGCUGCAUCUUUGCCAGCGCUUGUGUUUCUGUUCAUGCAAGAACACAACGGGGGGUGGGGGAGUUGUGCACUCUCAUACCCCGUCCUCGAAAGAUACCGUGCUGCCCAGUGCCAGGGUGUGACUGCACUUUUUGCUUUGCGCCGAUAGACGAGGACUCCUCGUCCGAUGAAGAAGAGGAGGCGGGGGCUGGUGGGGCGGCCGAACAAGUGAUAAACGAAAACGAGGAAGUAAGAACCACCCCAGCGCGACGGGAUUUUUAUAACCCAGAUGCUGGUCUUCAAGUUCAAGGUCAUCUGCUAGGCCUACCUCUGUCGAUCGACGCCAUUGGGGAAGAUGAACCAUCGACGCACACAGGAGAAAGAAAUCCUGUCGGCCGGGAUGGAGGAGGUCCUCGUGUGGAAAUGCAACUGCAAGUGCAAGAUAUGGAUAGCCCUGUACUAUUUCCAGGAGGUUUUGGUGGGAGUCCUAGCAACAACGUCGGUCUUCGAGGAACUACAGAUCCUCGGGCGGAGUUUACGCCACUCUCCCUAGACGACGAGGAGUCAGAGUUUGCUCUGAACAUAGAGGACGAGUCGUAUUGA
Amoebophrya sp. A120 is the source of this 3066-nucleotide messenger RNA. Lineage: Eukaryota; Dinophyceae; Syndiniales; Amoebophryaceae. The record is from the annotation of a GenBank genome assembly.